CGGCCUAAAUACCCACAAACACACGCGCCCUGCGACACAUAAACAUGAAAACCUCGCUGCUUUGUGCGUUGGUGGCGGUGGCCGCUCAACAGGCCGCUGUAGAAGGCUUCGUGUCCUCAUUCGCACCUAGGCAUGGGGUAAGCCAGCCCCAAGGCUCACGCUAUGGCACGUCCUCUGUGCGCAUGUUUUUUGGGGGGCCCAGCGGCGUGAUGCCGAAGCUAUACGAGGGCUGGUUCAAAAAGACGGGGCAAAUCGAGAAGGACAUCGUCGCCGGCGCCAAGUCGGCCCUAAGGACGGGCAAGCCGGUGGAGAUCUGUUUCUUCCCUGUGCCGAACCUGGAAGAGGUUCAAUUUGGAACGGCCACCAACAAGGCCUUCGGUACCGAGGUGGCCAAAGAUCUGGGCAUGGGCGAGUACAAGCCGGGAUCCACCAUCCGCACGUACCUCGUGCAGUACAGCAACAUUUACUGGGCCAAGAAGCUUGCAGAUGGUCUGGGAGGGACUUGCUGGGUGGCGACAUCUGACGGUCUCAAGAAAGACACCUCGGUCAUCAAGAAACCAGGAAAAGCAAAGUUCUGUAGCCUCCGGAAACCGGAGACUUUUGCGGCGAUGAAGAAAGGGGACACGGUCAUCGUAGUGGCACCAGGUCCCACGGCGGAGUGGGCUUCUUGCGCGCAGCGUUUCAAGGAGCAGAAGGUGAUCUUCUUGAACGCCCCUCUCAGCGAGACGUACGAUCUAGGAGGGCCCCUCAAAGACCUUGAGCAGGGCUACUACCUCAAGCGAGUGAGCAAGGGCUACGUGUUUCGAGUGUCUCCUAAACCUUGGGAGGCUUUGCUGGAGAAGCCGGGGGGCGGCCUGGAGAUCCUGGGCAAGUACAACGAGAAGCCUCUGCUGAGGAAUGUCGCCAAGGUUGUGCGCUCUGAGAGCAUGAAGCGCUUCGGCAUGUCCAACGACCGCUGGACUAACGACAAGAGGCUUGGCGGUCGCCUUUGAAAAAUGUGGGAGAGAGAGAUCUUGCUGGAGACAAACCCAUGUUUUCGGGUGGCCACUUCCGGUCAAGAUCGGUGGUGUAUGCCUAACAUGACAUCGGGCAUAUAAAUCG
Messenger RNA from Ectocarpus siliculosus, 1101 nucleotides. The record is from the annotation of a GenBank genome assembly. Lineage: Eukaryota; Phaeophyceae; Ectocarpales; Ectocarpaceae.